Molecule: messenger RNA, 1486 nt
Organism: Sceloporus undulatus (fence lizard)
Lineage: Eukaryota; Metazoa; Chordata; Lepidosauria; Squamata; Phrynosomatidae
Gene: TIMM21
Product: translocase of inner mitochondrial membrane 21
Exons: 6
Coding region: 193-858 (221 amino acids)
Biological process (GO): protein import into mitochondrial matrix
Cellular component (GO): TIM23 mitochondrial import inner membrane translocase complex
Source: RefSeq, a predicted model, not a curated record
CCCUUGCAAACAUCAUGGAGGAGUAGGGUUGCAAACGCUGCUGUGCAAAAGUGCCUCAAGAAGUAUGAUCAGAACCUUGAGAGCUAGAUCUGUUGCCCAGAGAGUAGAGUGCGAGGCAGUAAUGUUUGCUAUUUUUUGCACUGGAAUGGAGAAGGUUUUAGUGUAAAGUCAGGAGAGGGGAGUGGAAGCAUCAUGUUUCCCUUGGCUGUGUUGCCUUCCCUCCUGCGACGAGUCCCUUGCAAGGACCAGGCACUGGGCUGGUCGGUGCAGGGGUUUCACCAGCUCCAGGGGAAAGCCUUUCUCAGGGCUUGGGUCUCCUCCAGGCUUGGGCCAAGCUUGAGCCACAUCUUGCAACCUGGGAUCUCUUUGGAAAGAGAGAAACGGGGGGUCUGGACGCCUUCUGGGGGGCUGAGAGCUGGAAAAUCAGACCCCAGCAGCACCCAGGUGGCUGUGCAAAGGAAGCAGAAAGGAGGAGCAACUCUCUCAGCUGCCCAGAAAGUGAAAGAAGCUGGAAGAGAUUUCACCUACUUGAUAGUGGUGGUAGUCGGGAUUGGAGUCACAGGUGGUUUAUUCUAUGUUAUUUUUAAAGAAUUGUUCUCUUCUUCCAGUCCCAGUAAGAUUUAUGGAGAUGCCUUGGAGAAAUGCAGAGCUCACCCUGAGGUAAUAGGUGUUUUUGGUGAACCCAUAAAAGGCUAUGGUGAAGCAACUCGACGUGGGAGAAGACAACUGGUCAGCCAUAUUGAGUAUGUAAAAGAUGGACUGAAAUACAUGCGCUUAAAGUUCUACAUUGAGGGCUCAGAAAAGGGAAAACAAGGGACUGUUCAUCUAGAAGUGAAAGAGGUACAACAGCUUCUGUGACAAUCCUGAAAGUGGAAAAUAUGAAUAUCGUUAUAUCUUUGUGGAUAUUGAUGUCUAUCCGAGAAGAACCAUUAUAAUUGAAGACAAUAGAUAGUGAAACAACUGAAAGAACAUUUCAUUGUUGUGAUUCGUCUUCAUGGUACUGCAUUUCAUUGAAAAAGGAUAAAUGGAACAAAUGUUGACUGGAAGGUUGUAUUAUAUCCUGAUGAAAUAUUCAUGUAAUGCCAGUGGAACCGGUGAUCGUAUGUAUAAUUCUUCAGAAUAAAUACAGGGAGUAGGGAAUCAUGAUUUUAAUAGAAAAUGUAAACAGUGCUGACGCAUAUAAUAUGAAUUGGCAGCAGCCUGUGACAACAGCAAGAUAUGAUUCAUCUAAGAUUGUUAACAGUGAAUCAUAGUUUUAUACUCUCAUGCACAUACUCAGCUUUCUAGAAUUUCAAAAUCAAUUUUUCUGUUUGAAUUUAGACUUCAUACUGGUGCUGCAGUAAAGAAACAUAUGAAACAUACAAACUACUCUUGUCCUUUUGUGCACAGAAUUUAUGUUCAAUUUAAGCUGUACAGCAUCUGUUUAUAUUGCUUGUUGUAAGAAAAAUAAAGCCACAAUACCAUUGAGGUGGCAAACUGCUUUAUA